UCAGGAAAGACCGAGAGGGUGAGGUUAGGUAUAGGGCCUAUAGGCCAAAUCGUCGACAAUGAAGAAAUAAUUGAAGGAACCGGGAAGCAUCUUUAAUUGUCUCUGCGUGUUUUGACGCUCUGACUUAUAAACCUCAUUUCGUGUUUUCUAGAAACCCUAACGUUCUCCGUCUAUAACUUUUCUUCAGAUAUAGCUCCGUCUUCUCUGAAUCAUCCCAGUGAUUGCAGGUGCAAAACUGUUCCGAUUGGAUUCUUUUCGAGGUUAAGGAGGCCAUGUCUGCUACAGCAAACACUGCGGUUUUCACUAAUGUGGAACUUUCUGCGUCGCGUCUCCGCAAUGCGAAUCAUAACGGCACCAUAGCAUGCAGGCAAUCCAAUUCAUUCAAAUCUGCAAGCUGCCUUUUAUCUAAAGGAUUGGGGGGUCUUGAUAAGUCUUCAUUUCAGGCAUUUCAGCUCUCAUAUUGUAACUCAGCUGCUAAGACAAAUGGAAUUCUUUCGGGUUCUUGUUCUUAUGGUCUUGCACCGCAAAGAAAUCCACUUGGGAAAACAUUUUGCUCUGUAGGAGUGUGCACCUUUGGUGAAGAUGCUUUGGAGUCUCCUUCACAUGCCACAAAGGAAAAGUUGGGGGUGCUUCUUUUGAAUCUUGGAGGACCUGAGACACUUCAUGAUGUUCAACCAUUUUUGUUCAAUUUAUUUGCAGACCCUGAUAUUAUAAGACUUCCCAGGUUGUUCUUUUUCCUUCAACGGCCACUGGCGCAACUAAUUUCAGUUCUCAGGGCUCCAAAAAGUAAAGAAGGUUAUGCAGCCAUAGGAGGUGGGUCACCUUUACGAAGAAUAACAGAUGAGCAAGCGCAUGCACUGAAAAUGGCUCUGGAAGAGAAGGAAAUGCCUGCAAAUGUAUAUGUUGCAAUGCGAUACUGGUACCCUUCUACUGAGGAGGCAGUUCUUCAAAUUAAGAAGGAUAGGAUUACAAGGCUUGUUGUAUUGCCACUUUAUCCUCAGUACUCGAUCUCCACAAGUGGGUCAAGCAUCCGUCUUCUCCGAAGUAUUUUUAGAGAGGACCCAUAUUUGUCAAGGCUGCCGGUCUCUAUAAUAAAGUCAUGGUAUCAGCGUGAAGGUUACAUCAAGUCAAUGGCUACCUUGAUAGAGAAGGAGCUACAGAAGUUCUCCAAUCCUGAGGAGGUCAUGAUAUUCUUUAGUGCACAUGGUGUACCAGUUAGCUAUGUCAAGGAUUCAGGGGAUCCAUACAAAGAUCAAAUGGAAGAAUGUAUUUUCUUGAUCAUGCAAGAACUGAAAGCUAGAGGAAUUAACAAUGAACACACUCUUGCUUACCAGAGCCGAGUUGGACCAGUACAGUGGUUGAAGCCCUAUACUGAUGAAGUUCUUGUUGAGCUUGGCCAGAAAGGUGUAAAGAGUCUCUUAGCUGUCCCUCCAAGCUUUGUAAGCGAGCAUAUUGAGACUCUAGAAGAGAUUGAUAUGGAGUACAGGGAACUGGCUCUUGAAUCUGGCAUUGAGAACUGGGGUCGUGUACCUGCCCUCGGUUGCACUUCUUCCUUCAUUUCAGAUCUUGCAGAUGCUGUGCUUGAAGCCCUACCUUCAGCAAGUGCCAUGUCAACCACAGAAAGCACAAUUAAAGAAGCUGAAUCUGAUCCAGUGAAAUAUGCAAUUAGUGUGUUCUUUGGUUCAAUCUUAGCUUUUCUUUUGCUUUUGUCACCAAAGCUGAUCUCAACAUGCAGGAAUUACCUCCUUUAAGGAAGCAUGCACUCGCAAGCCUAGCUUUGUUCGUAUCAAGAUUCAUUAAGAGAAAUUGUACGAAAUGAUGGUGUAUAGCCAAAUAGUGUAGGUGGGAUUUUGCAUUUGCUUAUGUUUUUUAAAGGGAAAAUCUUAUUGUGACUAUAGUGGUGAACAAAUAAGUGGUAACCUUACCUUUUUUUCUCC
Molecule: messenger RNA, 1937 nt
Organism: Macadamia integrifolia
Lineage: Eukaryota; Viridiplantae; Streptophyta; Magnoliopsida; Proteales; Proteaceae
Product: ferrochelatase-2, chloroplastic
Exons: 9
Coding region: 273-1751 (492 amino acids)
Biological process (GO): heme biosynthetic process
Molecular function (GO): protoporphyrin ferrochelatase activity
Source: RefSeq, a predicted model, not a curated record